This is a messenger RNA of Cordyceps fumosorosea ARSEF 2679, 1401 nucleotides long. Its product is annotated as Serine/threonine-protein kinase domain protein. Lineage: Eukaryota; Fungi; Ascomycota; Sordariomycetes; Hypocreales; Cordycipitaceae. Gene Ontology annotation, biological process: regulation of mitotic cell cycle; protein phosphorylation. The record is from RefSeq and is a predicted model, not a curated record. Gene Ontology annotation, cellular component: nucleus. The transcript has 2 exons. Bases 1 to 1401 code for a protein of 466 amino acids. Gene Ontology annotation, molecular function: cyclin-dependent protein serine/threonine kinase activity; ATP binding.
AUGUCUGCAGCUGGCAAAUCACGAUGGGCAAAUACGGAAGAAGAUGCUGAGCUGGACGCCAAGAUCAAGCGAGAAAAGGAAGAAAAGCGACGCAAAAAGGCUGAAAAGGCGCGCAAACUCGAGCAGGAGAAACAGGCCGCCGCUGCGGCUUUGCGCGAUGACGAGGAUCGCCCUUCAAAGCGCCGCAGGAUCACACCAGAUCCGGCCAUGCGCGGGGUGGAGGGUACAUCUGCUGAAGAUGAAGACUCCCCUACCAGAUUGCUACGGUUCGAGACGGGCUCGUGGGGCCGCAGCAACAGCGUCGAAGACUAUGACAAGCUCAACGACAUUGAAGAGGGCACAUACGGCUGGGUCGCACGCGCAACCCAACGCGCCACACGCAAGGUGGUGGCGCUGAAGCGUCUCAAGCUGGAUCCUGCAGACCGCAGCGGGCUGCCUGUGACUGGGUUGAGAGAAAUACAGAUUUUGCAUGAUUGCAAACAUCGCAAUGUCGUUAAACUCGAGGAAGUCGUCGUUGGCAGCAAUGUGAAUAAGAUGGACAAUUCAAUAUUUCUUGUCCUCGAAUUCGUCGAGCACGAUAUUAAGAGUAUCCUAGACGACAUGCCAGAGCCCUUCCUAGCCUCGGAAAUCAAGUGUCUUUUGCAGCAGCUGACAGCGGGCGUGGCUUACUUGCAUGAUAACUGGAUACUGCACCGCGACCUCAAGACGUCAAACCUGCUGCUCAACAACCGCGGCCAGCUCAAGAUUGCCGACUUUGGCAUGGCCCGCUACGUCGGCGACCCCGCGCCGAAGCUAACCCAGCUCGUGGUGACGCUCUGGUACCGUAGCCCGGAGCUCCUCCUGGGUACCAAAACGUACGACGCGGCCGUCGACAUGUGGAGCGUGGGCUGCAUAUUUGGCGAGCUGAUUGCCCGGGAGCCGCUCCUGCAGGGCACCAACGAGGCGGACCAGGUGACCAAGAUCUUUGAGCUGUGCGGCGUCCCAACGGAGGAGUCGUGGCCAAGCUUCCGCAAGCUCCCCAACGCGCGCUCGCUGCGGCUCCCGAGGACGGCUCCAGCGGCCGCCACCGGCUCUGCGAUCCGCGCCAAGUUCCCGAGCAUGACAGCUGCCGGCGCGGGACUGCUCACGGCGCUCCUGGCGCUGGACCCCGAUGCUCGCCCAUCCGCGAAGGAGAUGCUGCAACACGAGUACUUUCGCCAGGAUCCCAAGCCCAAGCCGGAGAGCAUGUUCCCGACGUUUCCCAGCAAGGCCGGCCAAGAGCGGCGGCGGAGGCACCACGAGCCGAACGCUCCCGUGCGCGGGCAGCAGGCUGCCGCGUUGGGGGAUGUGGACUUUACUGGUAUUUUGCAGGGCAGAGACAAGGAGGAGCGAGGUGGUGGAUUCAGCCUGCGCAUGGUCUAA